Molecule: messenger RNA, 1302 nt
Organism: Neolamprologus brichardi
Lineage: Eukaryota; Metazoa; Chordata; Actinopteri; Cichliformes; Cichlidae
Source: RefSeq, a predicted model, not a curated record
AUGUAUGGCGCUCCCUUCACCACACCAUUUAACCUGGUGUGCGACAACAAGUGGAAACAACCAAUGUCCUCUCUCGUCUACUUCCUGGGAUCACUUUGUGAUCCCAGGAAGUAGACGAGGGAGCAGUUUGGCAGGAAACCUGUUCUGUUCAGUUCCAUUUUCACACUAAGUGUCUUCAACAUCGCUUUGAGUUUUGCUCAGUCCUGGGCCGUCUUCAAUGUGCUUUUCUUCAUGGUGGGCAUGGGUCAGCUCAGCAUUUACAUAGUUCUUCUUGUACUUGGUGCUGAGCUCCUAGUUGAUGUUCCAAGAGUUCUCUUCAGCAGCCUUGGUUUGAGCUUUUUCUAUGCGGCUGGUAUGGUGGCAUUCCCUGGCACCGCCUACAUAGUCAGGAACUGGAGACAUCUAUCAGUGUUAAUGGCUUUGCCUGGUCUGGCCUGUUUCUCCCUUUGGUGGCUGGUUUCAGAAUCUCCUCGCUGGCUAGUGUCCAAAGGCCGUUUUAAAGAAGCAGAACUCCUGCUAAGGUUUGCUGCUCUGGAGAACGGAGUGGAAUUUCCAUCUGACCUCUUUUGCUCAGCAAAAUCUCAACAGUCGCAGCAACCCGAACAACCUCAGCAAUCUGAACAACCUCAGCAAUCUGAACAAUCUCAGCAACCUGAACAACCUCAGCAACCUGAACAACCUCAGCAACCUGAGGUUUCUGGUUACCUGGGUCUGCUGAGGAACACAACCACUCGAAGUAUCACACUCGUAGUGUGGUUUCUCUGGUUUUCUUUGAAUGUGAGCUGGUUUGGAUUAUCAUUCAAUAUGACUACUCUCUAUGGCAACCCCUUUCUGAACUACGCCUUGCUGUCACUAAUAGAUAUCCCAGCACACUUGGUCAGCUGGUUUAGCGCAAAAUAUUUUCCUCGCCGCGUGUCCUUUAUUGUCUUCUCCCUGCUGGGGGCGCUGGCACUCUUCCUCAUCCAGAUCACUUUGCACAAGUAUCACAACAUCACCCUCACCCUGGUGCUGAUAGGUAAAUUUGGAGUCCUGGCUUCUGAAAGUAUCCUGCAGCUGCUCACUGGAGAGCUGUCUCCCACAGUCAUCAGGAAUACGAUGUUGUCGUCUGCUGCCUUAUUCUCCAGAGCGGGGUCCUGUAUCACCCCAUACAUAUUGCAGCUGGCUAUGUUCUACGAGUUCCUGCCGUGGUUGACUUUGAGUUUCCUGUCAGUCAUCGGUGUCUUUGUCUCCCUUUUCCUUCCGGAGUCAUUUGGAAAACCGCUUCCUGAUACUAUCGAUCAGAUGCAAGUCAUUAAGAAGUAA